AUGGCUGCGAUAAGUGAGGAAUACCCCCCUGAAUUCUCCGACGAAAGAGGUCUCGCCCUGAUAUCCGACAUCGUAGACUGGCAGAUCAACCAUGGCUCACUGCUCAAACGCAUUGAUACUGAGACUCAGUUCCCCGACGACGCCCCCCAAUGCUAUCCCGUCGGUGUCACAGUCUUUCCUACAUUAUUUCCCCGUGAACAAUUUGACCGCGCAUGUGGACUACAAAUUAUCUACAAUGAACUCUAUUGCGCCAUGGCUGAGGAUGAGCACUGGAUCUUCGAGACAAUCCGAGACAUGAUUCCGAUUGAUCCCCUCGCUGCAGCGCUCUGGGGCAUCCAUGAGGAGGUGAAAAAAGUCGGAUAUGCGCAAAAAGUAUCGGUCGGCAUUUUCCGAUCGGAUUACAUGCUGGACGCACCUGGGAUGGAGUUUCCUCUCCGACCAGGAGAGACUUUCGAUGGCUCCCUGAAGCAAGUCGAGCUUAACACGUUCUCGUGCUCCGGGGCAACCCAUGCGAACAAGGCUGCGGAUAUGCAUCGCUACCUUGCACGCACCAAUGCCUAUGAUACUGGAGAUGACCGCCAAAUCAACAUCUCACUCGAUACUCUACCCCGUAACAACAACAUCCCAUCGCUCUCUGCAUGCCUGGCCGCUGCUCAUGAUGCAUACGGGCCGAAGAAGAGCAGUGUGGCCACCGACACCGCCGUUCUAUUCGUGGUGCAGCCCAACAAUUUCAACAUCGCCGACGAGCGCCCUCUCGAAUACGCAUUAUGGGAUCGCGACCCACCCGUUCCCGCUUAUCGAGUCGACUAUCCCAAUGAUUUCCUCCAAUACACGACGUUAACCGAGUCGCGAGAACUCCUGUUCCAUCCACCAUGGUUAGGGUCGAAGUGCGUUGAGAUUUCGGUCGCCUAUAUGCGCGCCGGAUACGAGGUACACGAAUACGACACAACUGGCAAAGAAGCUCGCCUUCGAAUCGAGCUUUCUACGGCGAUUAAAUGUCCUUCACUUUUAGCACACAUUUGCACGUUCAAAAGAGUCCAAUGCGCUCUUACAUCACCGGGUGCGCUGGAACACUUCAUAUCUCCCGCAAAAGCAGCGCUUGUCCGGUCAACGUUUGUUUCCAUGUAUCCACUCGACGGCUCUGAGGCUGGAUUCCGCGCUCGACGUCUUGCGACCGAUCCGGAGCUCUCGCGGGAUUAUAUUUUGAAGCCAUCGUUGGAAGGCGGAGGACAUAAUAUCUUCGGGGAGGACAUUCCGGAUUUUCUGGCUUCUGUUCCCGAGUCUAAGUGGGGCGCCUAUAUUCUCAUGGAACGCAUUCGGUCGCCGUCUGUGUCUAAUGUCUUGUUAUCUUCGGCUGGAUUGGACUCGGGGGGUGUUGUCUCGGAAUUGGGGGUCUUCGGGACAUGUCUCUGGUGGAAGGGCACUGAGGGUCGACACUGUGAGAUGCUUCUGAAUUCGGUCGGUGGAUGGUCCUUCAAGACUAAACAUGAAGAUGUAAAUGAGAUGAGUGUUGUGAAGGGAUAUGGGUGCUUUGAUACGCCGCUAUUGUUUUGA
Molecule: messenger RNA, 1554 nt
Organism: Aspergillus oryzae RIB40
Lineage: Eukaryota; Fungi; Ascomycota; Eurotiomycetes; Eurotiales; Aspergillaceae
Product: glutathione synthetase
Exons: 1
Coding region: 1-1554 (517 amino acids)
Biological process (GO): glutathione biosynthetic process
Cellular component (GO): cytosol
Molecular function (GO): ATP binding; glutathione synthase activity; glutathione binding
Source: RefSeq, a predicted model, not a curated record